Diuraphis noxia (Russian wheat aphid) is the source of this 1671-nucleotide messenger RNA. Its product is annotated as zinc finger MYM-type protein 1-like. Gene Ontology annotation, molecular function: protein dimerization activity. Lineage: Eukaryota; Metazoa; Arthropoda; Insecta; Hemiptera; Aphididae. The record is from RefSeq and is a predicted model, not a curated record.
AUGCAUCGUAUUAUAGAUGUCAUAAAAUUAAUAGGAAAAAGAGGACUUAGCUAUCGCAAUAGAAAUAAUGAAGCCGCUUAUACAUUAAAUGAUACCUCUUUGGACCAUGGCAAUUUUUUGGAAAUUAUUCUCCUGCUAAGUAAAUAUGAUGAAGUUAUAAAAUGUCACUUAGACAAGGUUAUAAAAAAGAGUACUAAGAGUCACAACAAAGGUUCUUCUCAAGGAGGUGGGGUUAUUACACUUUUGUCAAAAACCACUAUUAAUUAUAUUAUUGAAGCUAUCUGUCAAAAAAUCAAAUUUUUAAUGUCUGAAGAAAUUUUAAAGGCCGGUAUGUAUACCAUUCAACUGGACACAACUYWAGAUAUAUCUGUUGUUGAUCAAUGUUCGGUUAUUAUUCGUUAUGUCAGUGGCACUAAUAUUCACGAAAGACUAGUUGGUAUGGUCAAAUGUACUUCUAGUAAAGGAAUUGAUAUGGUUGAAUUAAUUUUGAAGGUUUUUAAUAGUUUGAACUUGGAUCCUAAAAAGUGUGUUGGUAAUGCUACUGACGGCGCAGCAAAUAUGCAGGGUGAGUACCGUGGAUUUUCUGCUCAGCUGAGUAAUGUAGCAAAUAAACAAAUACAUAUAUGGUGUUACGCUCAUGUUUUAAACUUGGUUAUUGGUGAUGUAACCAAUAAAAUUCUUCAGUCUAUUAAUUUAUUUGGAAUACUCAAUGGAUGUGCUGUUUUUAUUAAAGAAUCUCAUAAGCGUAUGGAUGUGUGGACUAAUAAAGAAAAGAAUAAACGAAUAUGUUCUAUAGGAGAGACUAGAUGGUGGUCUAAACAUAGUGCGUUAUCUAAAGUGUUUGGUCAUUUCAAACGUCCAGAACCUGGUCUAUUUGUGGAACUUUUAACUACAUUAAUUGAAAUUAAGAAUGACGUUUCUAUUACAGCUGAUGCUCGGUAUAAAGCAAUAGGGUUAAUAGAAGGAUUAUGCAAGUAUGAAACUAUUUUAACGGCACAAAUUUAUUUGCGGAUUUUUCAAAAAACCACGCCACUUUCUAAGUAUUUACAAGGUCAUGGAAUAAAUAUGAUGACAUCUUUUCAAAUGGUUCAGGCAACACUUGAAGAGCUUAAACUUGAUGCACGUGACUUCUCAAGUGUCAAGGAAGCAGMAGACAAUUUUGUUACUUGGGCAAAUAAUAAAUUAGAAGUUGAAGAAUGUGAAGUAGAAGUUAGUCAUAGUUUUCCAGAAACUAGGAAAAAAAAAAAAACAAGGCAAUUUUCCUAUGAAUCAACUGAUGAUCCAAUAGAUGACCCUCUGCAUGCAUUUGAAGUCAAUGUCUAUAAUUUAAUUCUUGAUAAAAUAAUAGAAAGUAUUUCAUCUAGAUUUUCAUUGCAUGGUCAACUUUUUGCAGACUUUUCAUACCUUGAUCCAAACAAUUUUAAAGUAAACAURCCUCUAMCUACAACAGCUUUGUCAAGCAUAUAUGAUAAAAUAGUUCAUUUUAUCCCAGAAAUCACUUAUGACACAUUAAAGGAUGAAUUUACAGACUUUAUGUCUAAGUGGAGUGAAUUCAAAAAGACAAUUUUUUGUGAAAAUUAUGACUACACUGAAUAUAACUCUGAUAACGAAUGUGAUGACAAUGAUGAAGAAAAAUGUCCCCAUACUGCAGCUGGCGACAAAUAUUGUGUG